AUGCUUGGCCGACUCGAUGACUGGCAUGUGGCAGAGGGUGGCAUUGACUCGCACAACCGGUCGACUGAUGCUGUCACGACUAGACCAGAUGGCCCCGCCCGCACGUCAGAUCAACGCCCAGUCCUGGUUUUCCAGGGGCUGUGGCCCGGUCAAAGUUCACUGGACAUGCGAAGCAGCAGUGACUGGCGGAGAGCAGGGGCUGUCUUUGUGCGGCACGCAACCAACGGCGACGGAAGUCUUUUAUUAUUAGUGGUAUUAACCGUCGCUCUCACUCACAUUGGCAUCACAGCACAUCACACCACACAGUACACACUCUCGCUCACGCUCACGCUCACGCACAAGACGUAA
Molecule: messenger RNA, 348 nt
Organism: Purpureocillium takamizusanense
Lineage: Eukaryota; Fungi; Ascomycota; Sordariomycetes; Hypocreales; Ophiocordycipitaceae
Exons: 1
Coding region: 1-348 (115 amino acids)
Source: RefSeq, a predicted model, not a curated record